Athalia rosae (coleseed sawfly) is the source of this 2429-nucleotide messenger RNA. Its product is annotated as ELL-associated factor 1-like. Bases 902 to 1822 code for a protein of 306 amino acids. The transcript is spliced from 3 exons. The record is from RefSeq and is a predicted model, not a curated record. NCBI's taxonomy places the organism in Eukaryota, Metazoa, Arthropoda, Insecta, Hymenoptera, Athaliidae.
GGAUUGUGGGAAAUGGGCUACGGGUCGUUCUCCGACUAUUCGGGCACUCGUACGAACGUAUAGAUCGCGUACGCGCGAGGUGUGCGUGUAAAGCAGUUGCGGGAUUACGUGUAGAAAAUAUUGGGCCGAGAUAUCGAUAUCGACACCGAUGUACGCGAACGCGCGAGCAUCGCCGGCAAAGCUGUUGGAGACAACUCGCGUCAGGCGUAACCGACUCGCGGUCGCUGCACGACGACGGACCGAGUCUCUCGAUCCGUUGAAAUGUACGCUCCGUAUCGGAGCCCCGGGUGGACUCGGGGAUCAUUCCGGGACCUCCGCCGGUCGGCCUACGACGGAUAAUAAUUUUCGAUCGUUCGUCGAAAUCGUUGCGUUCUUACGCGGAUCGGCGGGGGAGAACCCCGUGCGGGGGCUGUACCUCGCGGAUCGCUCGACUUUGAGAUUAAUUUUGGUUCGCUCCGCCGUCUCCAUGGACACAGUGACAUUGAUCUGCGGCUCGCCGGCUUCUGGUUGGUUAGGAUAGGUUUCCACGGACAGGUAUGCUACGCGAACAAUCGAUACGACCGAAUGCCAACCUUCCCACCCGCCGCCCUCGCCCGCUUCCCGCGGCCCCGCCGAGGGAGAAUAGGCCUUUUUUAUUCCGCUGGGCGAAAAAUGGAAAAAAUCGAUCGUCGACUCGCGAUUCUCGCUCCACGUGGAAUCGAACGAAUCGAAAGACAAAAGAUUUGACCGCCGCGGGACACACGAUCGGGCCAAUUUCAUACCGUUAUCUCGAGAUGCGGCGAUAAAAAAUUCCAGUACGUUUGUUCGGAAAAUUCUUUGUCUCCGUUCGAAAUUAUGUUCUCCCGAAUUUCUAAACUCGCGCAAUAGGAAGGACGAUCAACGAGGGACCGAAUCAAUCGCGAUGCACGUCCUGAAAAAUAACGCGCUUCAGAAUUUGGCGCGUGUUCUGACGGGCGCAUAUCAGAUCGGGCGCUCCGUGAUCAAGUCAGCCGCAUCGUUCGAUUGCUCGAUCUCUUCUCUUCGGCGGACCGAACACUCGGGGAUGAAUUACAUCGGUAAGGGUUCGUCUUCCCUCUACGCGACACCGCGGACGUCAAAGUUCGAAGUCAGCCGGAACGACGAUCUACGUUUCCGUCACCUACCGGAAACGUCAAAAUCCAAGAGCGAAUUUCUCGACUCCCUGGUGAAUUAUUUCCCGCAUCUUCCACGUACAACAGAUCCUGGAAAAAUCGGUAUUCCCGCGGGCGAAUUUUCAUCGGGGUUGCGAUUCGACGAAAAUCCGGAGCAUCGUUACGUACCGUUCGCUAUCAGUUUCGGUUGCCAAAAGAAGCCCAGAUGUCCGGGACCAAAGUCGAAAUCUCCUCCGUCCUGCCCGAGCCCGAUCGGUUGUCCACCUCCGCCAACGUCGCCACCUCCACCUUAUUGUCCCCCUCCGAAACCAACCAGCCCCACGAAACCAACCGGUCCUCCGAAACCGAACUGCCCACCCGCGUCCAAAACGCCGAAAAAAUCCAUCCGAGGGAGGGCGGAGCUACGAGAAAUCGAAAUCCCGAAGGAAUUAUCGCUCGACGACUUUUCGGAAUCGCAGCUGAAUAAAAAAGCGGCGACCGGGGGGAAGGAGGACGAGAAGACGACGGGGGGGGACGUCCGUGCCUCUAGGUCGAGAAGGACGACGAACAAACCGAAAGGAAAUUCGCACGGCCGUAUCAAACCGAGAAAAAAGGAUCGUCGACGAAAAAACGAAGCACAUCGCGCCAGCGGCAACAGAGAGGCCGAAGUUGGUAAUAAGCGGAAAAAUAAUGACUGCAAAAAACAACCCUAGUAGUGACAUUAUACGGCAAUAACGGCGACUGCGUUGUGCGUAGCGAGCAAUUCAUUACACGGAGUGUCCGCGAUCGUAGGACUACUCCGGGAAUGUUACGAAUAUUUGUUACGAAUGUGUGCGACGUCGCGAUGCCCAGCUGUGCGCAUAACGGGGAAAUCGGUGAAUCGAAAUCGUCGAUGCGGAGGUCGGUAUCUCGUACGCCCUUAAACACCGCCGGGAGGUGACCCGGACAUUAUUGGCGCGGGGUGGAGGGUUCGCGCAAACCCAUGUUCGCGUCGGGCCGCUUCGGCAUGAAUGAGCCCUGGAGUGGAGCAAUUACCGAGUAUUCAAACGCCGUGCGAGCUCCGUAUACCUGGCGCCUCUCACCUGUGGGAACGCGAUAUACACCGGGAGCAUUUCACCGCCGGCUUUUCGCAUUGUUACGCAACGACGUCCAGAUCCCCAGGGAUAAAGAAAUCAAUGUCACUCCACUCCGCUCCACUUCGCUCCACUCUACCGUCGCAAUUCUUCACCCGCCCAUUCCUGGCCAUUGUUACGUUUCCUCGAUGCCUAAUGCCUACCGUAAUACACUCGCCGCGGCGUUGUAACUGCUGCACCAGAACUU